AUGGACAGACCUGUGAUGGAUCCUCGUGGCUCUUCUCUGCCACCCCCACCCCCACCUCUGCAGCCAUCUCAGCCAUCCUCAGAUUAUCCACCAGCCUUGCGACAAGAGCGCUCUCGUGAUCGCUCUUUUUCGCCUCGUCGCCCUUCUUCGCGUUAUGAUGACCGUCGUUACAGCCGAGACGAUGACCGUUACGGCCAUCAUUCCAGUGGAAGCCGUGGUGAUGAUCGAGGAUAUUACAGACGUGACUACUAUGACCGUGGUAGCUACAGAGAUGAACGUGAUUACCCUCGGUCAGACCGCUAUGAUCGCGGAGGAAGUGGAUAUUAUGACCGCUACGAUCGUUACGAUGAUCGCCGUGGUUAUCGUUCCAGCCCACCUCCAAGACCUAGACAAUCCAGAAGACCUGUUGACAGAGGAAGUGCAGAAGACAGAAAGUCUUCAUCCACCUUGUUUGUUGGAAACCUUCCUUACGCCUAUCAAGAGCGUGAUGUUGCUGCCAUGUUUGAGCGUUAUGGUCGCUUAGCUAAGGUCACUGUUCCUAUGGAUGUAUUGACUAACAAGAACAAAGGUUUUUCUUUUGUGGAGUUUGAGGAUCGUAGAGAUGCCGAAGAUGCGUUUGAUAAGUUCCAAGGUUUUAGUGUAGAAGGCCGCCGCCUUAAGCUUGACUGGGAUAUUGGAUUGAACAAGAAGGAUAAUUAUCGUGCACCUCGUUACGGAGGCGCUCCCUCAGGCGCUAGUGGUGACGAACCUCCUCUUGAUGAUGAGCCUCCACGUGAACGCAUUGCCAGUCCUUCUCUGCCUCCUACAGAUUCUUAUGCCCACCAACCACCUAUGGAAUCGCGUGCUUAUAGACGUGGCUCUCCUGAUGCCUACCGUCGAUUUGUUGAUGCAGUACUCCUAGUGGACAACCCCCACACUCACACUCACACACAAAAAAAUGAGAGGACACAACAGCUAUUUGAAGAUGAAUUAUGA
Phycomyces blakesleeanus NRRL 1555(-) is the source of this 975-nucleotide messenger RNA. RefSeq lists its product as hypothetical. NCBI's taxonomy places the organism in Eukaryota, Fungi, Mucoromycota, Mucoromycetes, Mucorales, Phycomycetaceae. Bases 1 to 975 code for a protein of 324 amino acids. The record is from RefSeq and is a predicted model, not a curated record. Gene Ontology annotation, molecular function: RNA binding. The transcript is spliced from 8 exons.